UGAAUAAGUUAGGUUAGGUUAGAACAUGAGCAUGAUAUCUUGUCAGUGAUUCACGUGGUCCAUUCUGAUAAUCGUCGCACUAGUUUUAUUUAGUUUAAUUAUAUUGAAUCGUGAAUCCCUCGUGGGUCGUAAACUUUGUCAGAAGUUUCGCUGUACCACUCCGUUUGCAUUGAUAUCAAGCACUGUGUUCGUAUAACUUCGCAGGGACUUUCGAUAAGUAGUCGAGUGAUGGGGAAGCACAAGAAUAGAAAUCGUUUCAAAGCACCGAGGCAUGCUGCAAUUUCAAGGCGUGUAGCUGAAUUGGGAUAUGAAAGCACCGAAACUACUCCAACGAACUUUAAGACUGUCAUUGAAAAUGUCGAAUCUAAAUUGCAGCUGCCGAGCUCCUCUGAUAAAAUUUGUGGACUUCAGAUAUUAUCAAAUGUUUUAGAUGAGCCGGGAAUAUUGAAAGAAAUUAUUGAAACCAAAAUCACUAAGUUGAUAGCUCCAUGUCUUGUGGACUCUCAUCCUUCUCUAAGGAAUGUUGCAGCUGCAACCUUGAGAAUUCUAAGUGAUCAUGGUGACAUAUGUGAUGCUCUCAUUGAACAGGACAUAAUGACCCCUCUUGUGGCUUUCAUUCACAAGUUUGCAGAAGAUGUGAAGCCUGAGAAAAAAGACCAAAAAGUUUCCGAAAAUUCUGAUACUUUCAACCAUGUCAUAAAUCUGCUAUGGAAUUUGUGUGAAAGUAGCAGUGUAGCAGUUAAAUAUUUCAAUUCAGAAAAGUUGCUAGCUAUUCUAACACGGUUUUUAAAUCCCAACGAUUAUCGACCAGAACUAGUUAUCUCUGUUGCUCAGUGCCUUCUCACUGCUUCAGAAGAAAAUCAAAAUGCCCUCAAUAUUUUGGAGAAUGAAGUUGGUGUCAUUAAAGGCUUGAUCAACAUCAAAAGUGAAGAGCCGGCAUCAAUUCUCUUACGAACUCUUGCUGCAGGUCUGAUGUACAAUAUUGUUCUGAAAGAAAAAUCAGGCAGUCAAACAGAAUCAGUUGUGCAUAUUCUUUCUCUACUUUCAACAACAUUGGUGACUGAUGUACGAUCCCUUGUCCAUGAGUUGACCAGUCAAAUUCCUGUGGAGGGAAAUUCAUCCUCUGAAGAAUGUACCAAAAUCAACUCAGUUGAAAACAUUUUAGACGCACAGUUAGUCGCUAUUGAAGUACUCACUAACAUUUUCACUUGUGAAGAUGAAGAAUCCAUGGAAGAAGACGGUGAAGAUUCAUUUUCAGAUAGCGACGUUUCAGAAGCGGGUGAAAUUUUUAUGCCAUGUGUCAGUUUUCCAACAAUCGUUCAAGAAGCUGUGUCCAGUGUUGAACUUGUGCCAAGAUUGCUCAGUAAACUCGAACCACCUGCAGAAAAUGUUUGUGGCAUUUUAUCAUCCAACAAAGAUUCUCAACGAUUAUUGGUGAAAUUCAAACUGCUCCAGACACGUUCUCUCUUCUGUUUCCAUAACUUAGUCAGUGGGCUGGAUGUGCAGUGUCUCGGAGGUGCAGACAAACUAUUUGAAUUGUGGACGUCAAUCAGCCAAGAGGUCCUCAAGUCUUUCGAAGUUCAAGGAGAAGAAUUUCUAGAAGCGGCCUCCUCUGCAAUGCGAGCAAUCAUCCUCAAGUUAGCGGCAGAAAAAUACUCAAGCAGUAUCAAACUUGACCAGAGUGACCUAGAAAUUUUAUUUAGCGCAACGAAAAAAUGUCCUUAUGAUUCUAUUCGUGCCAUUCUUAUCAGAAAUAUUGGGACGUUCGGAACUUUCUUUAUCAAUUCAGAACAAGAAAGUGUCCUGGAUGCUGUUGGUACAUUCUUGCUAGAAAUGUGCAACAGUAGUAAGGAAGUGUGGAUCAUUGCUGAAGCUGUAGAUGCUCUAAUGGAUCUUUAUGCCGAGGACGAGACAGACGCGUCUGCUGCAAGAAUAAAUCUAGUACAACGAUUGCAAAUAGGAGCGCCAGUCCUGAAAACUAUGAUUCGAUCGCAGAAAGGAAAGCUGGGAGAUCACCUGCCACUUGUUUCAACAGUCCAGUCCAAUUUAGGGAGGUUUAUCAAGUAUAAAGGAAAACGUAUUAACAAACUCAACGGAUGUUGAAUCCUCUAUAAUGGUCCACGUCCCAGAUUGAAAUUUAUUUUUAUAAAAUAGAAUUUCUCGGACAAGAAAAAAGAUCAUGAGUCCUCCAAUGUCUCUAUUUAUUUUUUUAGCUGAUUUAUUUUAGGUCUUAUUUUGUGACUUGACUAUCAUAGAGUGGCGAAAGUCUGAUGUAUUAAGAUUAUGUUGUUUUAUUUUUCUUUUUUGUUCAUAUUUUAAA
Molecule: messenger RNA, 2320 nt
Organism: Bemisia tabaci
Lineage: Eukaryota; Metazoa; Arthropoda; Insecta; Hemiptera; Aleyrodidae
Product: HEAT repeat-containing protein 3
Biological process (GO): ribosomal large subunit biogenesis; protein import into nucleus
Source: RefSeq, a predicted model, not a curated record